Molecule: messenger RNA, 1656 nt
Organism: Drepanopeziza brunnea f. sp. 'multigermtubi' MB_m1
Lineage: Eukaryota; Fungi; Ascomycota; Leotiomycetes; Helotiales; Drepanopezizaceae
Source: RefSeq, a predicted model, not a curated record
AUGAAUUCUUCGGGUUUGGGUUUGGGAGAGUCAGGCAAGCUGCAUAAUUUUAGCGCCGCGAGAAAGGCUUCAGUUCACACCAACGCCCACGCUCGCACCGACACAGACCCUAAUUCAACACCACCCCAACCUCGACCAUCCCCGACCACCCGUCCUCGACAGCGACGAGACCCGUAUUCUACCCCUGGGAUCUCUUCAUCCGCCUUGACCACCACUAACCCACGCAUCCCACCCCCCAGCUCCCAACCGUUCUAUCCAUCCCCCUCGCUGGGCGAACUCUCCAGCCCAAAUCCCGACGUGAGAGUGACGAGCCCGACGCGCCGGAGCUGGAGCUUGCGCAACUCCCUCGGCGGCGGCGGCGAGACCGCGACUUUCACGUCCCCCUUCCGCAGCAGAUCCGGCACGGGAGAAAGCAGCAUCUCGCGAGGACGGCCGCGCCAAUCCAGCGCUGCCCGGUUGUGGAAUCCAAGUAACUCGACGCCGCGGGGACCGCCUUCGCAGAAGAGGCGCGAGAGGACUCGUGAGCCUAGCGCCGAGGAUAAGGUCAUUGCCGUCGUCCCUUUGAAGCACCCGGAUCUCGCCUCUCCGCGAAGGGACUCUGCUAUUGGGGGAGAACACCCGCUGCUGACGCUGCCGGAACAGAGACAGCAGAGGCACUCGGGGUCUACGAAAGCGAGUCUGCAGAUUGAGAGGAGCUCGGGUGGAAGCCAUCGUGUCUCGUUACCGAGGAGUCUGAGUAUUGAGUUUGCGAGGAGGAAGAGUAGUGAGGGGUCUGUGAGGCUGGAUAAAGGGAAGGGCAAAGCGAUCGAGGAAGAGAGAGAGGAUACGCUUAGGCAAUUGGAGAGGUCUACCACAGGAGAUCAAAACCGAGGGCAAACUGCUGCGAGUAUUGCAUCCCCGCAAGGCCCAGGAAUCUCUUUCGACAAGGACAGAAGUAAGACAGAUAUGUUGGGGGAUAUUGAACACGGGCCAGAUGCCCUCGGGGUAUACGAGUCUGGAGGAACCUCAAAUAUGCCCGACAAUGACCCGCGCAGCUCUUUUCAAUCUGGAAUGGGACCUACGAUGUCCGACAGUACAUCGAUCAUAGGAUCAGAUGGACCCCCUAUGAACGCAGGAGAGGAAUGGGGCCCUCAACACCCCUGCUUCCCACACGUAAACCCUCACGUCCCGCUCUCAUCACCCCUAUACCAAAGUACACGUAUCAUCCGCAUCCGCCGCGACUGGAUGCUCGAAGGCGACCUUGCACCGACCUUUUCCAAUCUCUACCCUGAGAUUCUCGACCCAGCGGGCGUCUCCGAGCAGGAAUUCCGCCAAUUAGUCGAAAGAGUAAAUAAGGAAUUGAUCUCCGCCUUUAGUCCCUGGAGCUUGCGGAAUAUCGUGGACGGCCUGCUAGGCUUGAUAACAGGCUGGGUGUGGGACGAUAUGGGGUAUACCGGGGUCAAGAUGAGGCUCAACAAGGUAGAGCAGUAUCUGGAGGAGUGGAAUCAAGAGAUGGAGGGAAGGAGUAAGGAGAGCCUAGGAAUUGCACCGAGGGUCGUGCCCUUGAGGCGGACGGGAUAUAUGAAUCUCGACAUCCAAGUCCCAGACCCGGAGAUCUCCUACCCGGCUUCUACCGGCGGCGAGCGCACCGCUACCAACAUGUCGCAGAACUCGUAG